AUGGGCGGUGCCUUCCUAUUCUUGUAUACAAAUCAUUCACUACGAGUAUGGAACACGACUCGGAGCUUAAGGGCGUCGGGCAGCACUUACACCCACGAGCGCAAGAUCGAGGUGCUGAUAAAUCUGCUCAACUGCCGAGAACCCGACGCAUGCGUAACUCGAUUUCCCCGCCGGCGCAUCGGCCAGUCAUACGAGCGGGAGCGGAUGUUAUCGCACCGCAUGGUCCGAGAGCCCAAUGGCGCCUUUGUCAGAUACCGCGCCCCUACUUACCGAGGCCCGGAAGAAGAUGCUCGAAGGGACCGGCAUCAAGUUGCCCGAGCCCGGCACCGAGGAAGAGCCUUCCGCAGCCCUCGCGGCGGAGGGACCCUUUCCGUAGCCGAACGCGGAUGCCCAACCCACACUCCGGGCAACGGACGGCUGUCCGAGGAACGGCUCGAGCAUGAAACGAGCAGCAGCAGCAGUAGCAGCAGCAGCAACUCCAGAAACGAGGAGUCCCUGUGGCAGAGGGCGGCGGACCUCGGACAACAAACAACACUUUGCUACAGCUGGCCUUGCAUCAUUCCCGGAACUCGGACCCGGCCAAGCGCUUCCUCGUCCAAUGCGAGAGAGACACGAUCAACUGCUGCCCAACCGGGACCGGUCAUCUUCGCUAAAGGCCAGAACAGAGAGGUGGACGUGCCGCUCUUUCACCUGCCCCUGAACGCCCACCAGCUUUCUGCCCAGAGUAUUAUGUUGCUUUUUAUGUCGGACUGCCGCCUGGGCCCAUGCCUGGCCAACAUUGUAUACACCCUGGUGCCAUACUACUUGUCAUACACUUGGACCAGAGCUCAGAAGUUGCUCCAAUGA
This is a messenger RNA of Thermothelomyces thermophilus ATCC 42464, 846 nucleotides long. RefSeq lists its product as uncharacterized. The transcript has 5 exons. The record is from RefSeq and is a predicted model, not a curated record. NCBI's taxonomy places the organism in Eukaryota, Fungi, Ascomycota, Sordariomycetes, Sordariales, Chaetomiaceae. Bases 1 to 846 code for a protein of 281 amino acids.